Messenger RNA from Enterobius vermicularis (human pinworm), 882 nucleotides. The record is from the annotation of a GenBank genome assembly. Lineage: Eukaryota; Metazoa; Nematoda; Chromadorea; Rhabditida; Oxyuridae.
AUGCAUCGGUCGGCCGUGCGUUGCCUUCGGGUACGCAACUUGAUACCUUUUUUAAAAAAGAAUCCGGAUCCGGAAGGUGGGAAAGUACUGUCGAAAGCCGAACAGGAGAAGUUAAAGAGUUUUAUGUCCAUUAUACGUAAGGAAAAGGCAAAGGAUGUCCCGAUAUAUACAGAAACACUUGCGGUUGAGGAAGCUUCAGCCAUUGAGAAAAAGAUCGACAUGGAUUCGAUUCGAGCUCGAGGGUUUUUUUUGUUAUUGAAAUAUCGAUUCAAUUACAAUCCGCCUAACGACUUAGAGCAAAAUAUUGAGAGCACUCUCAAGCAGAUUGACUCAGCGGUUGUAUCAUCCUAUAAAGAUAUAGCGCAAAUUGAUCUUCAGAAAGACCUCAAAUUGAAGUUUAAACUUUUGGAGGCCUUAGGUCAUUUAUACAAUCAUUGGGUUCCAAAUCCUGAACUGCAUCGUAUCGAAACUGUAGCGGAUGUUAUAAAUUUUUACAAGACGCCCGUCAGUAAUUUGACCGUUUAUGCGCAGAUGGCGCGAGACAAGUCUGGCUCUAUUCCAGAAAACUUGCAUAUUAUUGAACAUCCUUUUCGCUUCCACCCUGAAGAUAAAGAUGCGUAUCAUGGAGGUAUAACUGCUUUUCCUGGAAGAGGUGGUGAAGUCUAUGGGUUGAGGAACAAGCGUUUGUAUAGGCAAUUUCAACCUAAAGAACACUGGUUUGACUAUGAGGAUCAGUCUUUUGAUUACACGAGGGUUGAUAAAGAUAUGCCAUGGGAUCCAGCUAUAGCGCAGCGUAUGGAUCGGUUCCCCUAUAAACGGUAUAAUCUGAAGACGAAGAAAUUCCGCGAUGUAAGGCCAGAACGUAAUGCAGUUGUUUCUUGA